UGCCCAAAGAUCUUCCAUUGUAGUGUAGUCGCACACUAGUUUAUAUGCGCCGGUGACACACUGCCCGCUUACUGAGUAGCUCAAUAGCAAAAUAGCAAGCUCGAUACACAUACACAGGACUCUGAAUGAGUACAACAAAUCACUGGUUUAUAAACAUCAAAAUUACGUACGUUAGAUUCGCAAGGUGUACCUAUGUCAAUAUAACUGGACGUACAUACAGAUACAUUACACACGACAUGCAU
Messenger RNA from Geodia barretti, 242 nucleotides. Lineage: Eukaryota; Metazoa; Porifera; Demospongiae; Tetractinellida; Geodiidae. The record is from the annotation of a GenBank genome assembly.